AUUCCAGGAGACAAUGAAACUUUCCCCCCACUAGAAAACCAGAACUAAGACCAGUUACAAACAUUGUUCCUAGCUACCCAAAAUGGCAGUUUCUGUGUCCAAAAAGAAAUCAAAACAAUCCAAAAAGGUAGAAGCACGAGAAAUUUGCUUCUCUUAUUCAAUUUUGAUCAACUUUUUUUAUCGAAUCCCAGCUGCUGUCUUCCUCCUAAUCCUUAUCUUCCUUUGGUCUUCCUCCACCACCAUUAUAUCAGGGAAAAUCAUUCAUGUCUGCGUCUCAUCUCGGAAGCUCAACAACCUCUAUUGCCUCUCUGCAGGGACCCAGCCAAAUUUUGAUAUCCCUAUUCCAGUAAUCAAUAAUAAUGCCAUUAGUCCUAGCAUCAACGGGGAUAUAAAAGAGAUUCUUAAUGUUGUUCGGGAUGAUCUGAAUCCUGAGAUAGAAAAAAAAGUCAAUGCAGACAGAAAAGAGGAGGUUGCAAAUGCUGUGCAGGCUGUCAAUGUUGUUUUGAAUGAACAAAUUCCAAAUGCUGAAAACCGAGCUGACAGAGACGAAAAUGAGGCUGCAAAUGCAGUGGAGGUUCUGAAAACUGCUCAGAACAACCCAAAUCCAGAUAUUAGAGAAGUAGAAAAAGGCAGAGAGGAGGAGGUUGCACAUGCUAAGAAGGCUGUGGAGGAACAGUUGCAACUUCAUCGAUCAUGGAAGUCAAGUAAGAAUCAUCCGGUGUGUGAUGGGAGGGGAAUAUAUGUCUAUGAUUUGCCAUCAAAGUUCAAUACUGACUUGGUUGGUCAGUGUCAUGAUUUGGUUCCAUGGGCAGAUUUUUGUGAGUAUUUCAAUAAUGAUGCAUUGGGCCUGCCAAUACCAAAGCUUGGAAAAGGAUGGUAUCAGACUCAUCAGUACUCACUGGAGCCAAUAUUUCAUACGAGGGUCUUGAAGCACCCAUGCAGGGUUUAUAAUGAGAAUGAAGCCAAGCUUUUUUAUGUCCCAUUUUAUGGUGGUUUAGACAUUUUGAGAUGGCAUUUCAAAAAUGUAUCCAAUGAUGUCAAGGAUACCUUAUCAUUGGAACUCAUAAAGUGGCUGGAAAAGCAGCAGCCUUGGGUUCGGAAUGCUGGUAAGGAUCAUGUCUUUGUGUUGGGGAAGAUAUCAUGGGAUUUUAGGAGAAAUGACAAUUCUCCAUGGGGGACUAGAUUUUUAGAGCUUAGUCAAAUGCAAAACCCCAUAAAGCUCUUGAUCGAACGCCAACCAUGGCAUGUAAACGACAUUGGAAUUCCACACCCGACCUUCUUCCACCCUCAUUCAGAUGAUGACAUUAUCUCAUGGCAAUUGAAGAUUAUCAGUUCGAGUCGAAAUAGUCUUGUGAGCUUUGCUGGGGCACCACGGCCCGAUCAACCGGACAACAUAAGGUCAAUAUUAAUCAACCAGUGCAACUCUGCAGAGAAUGGAAUGUGCAGUUUUAUGAAUUGCAGUUCAGGAGGGUGUGAUCAGCCUGAGUCAGUUAUUGAGCUCUUCAAAGAGUCUGAAUUCUGCUUGCAGCCUCCAGGGGAUAGCCCUACAAGAAAAUCAGUAUUUGAUUCUAUAGUGUCUGGUUGCAUUCCUGUAUUUUUCUGUCCUUUCACAGCUUACUACCAGUAUCCAUGGCAUUUGUCUGCUGAUCAUGGUAAAUAUUCUGUGUUCAUAGACCAAGAAGAGGUGAAGCAGAGGAAGGUGAAUGUGGUGGAGAGGUUGAUGAAGAUUUCUCCAAGGGAGAGGGAGGAUAUGAGGAGCUUUAUAAUAUAUGAAGUACUACCUGGGUUGGUAUAUGGGGAUUCAAAUUCACAGCUUGAGAAGUUUCAAGAUGCAUUUUCCAUAGCUAUGAAUAAUUUGCUUGAGAGAGUAACCAGAAUGGAAUCAAAUGCACAGUAGGGGUUGCUGUUGUUCUAUAUUUUGGUUCUAGAUUUUUUCCCACUUAUAUGCAAAGUAUAGUGUUAGUGGGGACAGUUUCGUAUUUGUCUUAUUACAAACUGUAACUUUAACUUUUUUUUUUAAAUUCGAUAUAAAGUCGGCAAUCAUGACAACAUUUUAUUGUUUGCCGACUAUCUGUUUAUCUUCAUUCCAUCCAAGCCUUUCAAAGUUGUGAUGCU
Messenger RNA from Quercus robur (English oak), 2115 nucleotides. Its product is annotated as xyloglucan-specific galacturonosyltransferase 1-like. NCBI's taxonomy places the organism in Eukaryota, Viridiplantae, Streptophyta, Magnoliopsida, Fagales, Fagaceae. The transcript has a single exon. The record is from RefSeq and is a predicted model, not a curated record. Bases 83 to 1897 code for a protein of 604 amino acids. Gene Ontology annotation, molecular function: glycosyltransferase activity.